Molecule: messenger RNA, 3898 nt
Organism: Dermatophagoides farinae (American house dust mite)
Lineage: Eukaryota; Metazoa; Arthropoda; Arachnida; Sarcoptiformes; Pyroglyphidae
Source: RefSeq, a predicted model, not a curated record
AUUGAUGAUGAUGAUGAUAAUGAUGAUGAUCAUAUGAUGAAAUCAUCUUCAAUAGAUGAUGAUAUGGAUGAAGAUAUGAAUGAAGAAGAUGAAGAUGGUAUGGAAAAUGGCUUACAAGCAUUAGGCCUAAUGGGCAAUGUUGCAUACAUGAAUGAUGAUUCAUUUAAAUGUCCUGUUUGUGGUUUGAAAUUGGAUUCACAGCAUACGUUCACAUUACAUAUUCGUUCACAUAAUCCAAAUGAUCAUUCGAAUACAUGUAGUCUUUGUGGUAAAACACUUAGUUCAGCCAGUAGUCUCGAUCGUCAUAUGUUAAUACAUUCGGGUGAGAGGCCAUUCAAAUGUAGCCUUUGUGGUAUGGCAUUCACCACCAAUGGUAAUAUGCAUCGUCAUAUGCGUACACAUGGCCAUGGAUCCAUUGGUUAUACGCCACGUGGCCAAAAACGACGAGCUAAAUUAUUGACACAAGCAUUGGAAAAGGCGGUAGCAGCAGCUGCUGCCGGUGAAGAAGUUGAUUAUGGAGCGAUAAAUAAACUUAAAAAAUCGAUACUCGAAUCUAAAGUGACCGUACCGACAACAACGGGUGGUAAACGACAAUCCAAAAAUCAACAACAACAAUCGGCAGCGACAACAUUUUCCGAACAAUUACUAUCAUCGUUGGCACCAAACGUAUCGAUUGAAGCAGCAGCUGCUGCUGCUGUUGCCGCUGCACAUAAUGCGGCUGGAUCGGAAAAUGGUGAUAGUAUCCUAUCACAUCUAAGUGCAGCUGCAGCGGCAGCAGCCAAUUCUCAACAUCAAAGUGGAAGUGGCCGUAAACAUCGACAUCGAAAUAGCCAUUCUACAAUGACUACUAGUCACCAUCAAGCUGCUAUAACCCCGACAACAUCAAAAUCUAAUGAUAAAACUGUGGCAAAAGAAUCAACAUCCACAACUACUACUUCAACUUCAAAUCUGCCAUUGAAUUUGGCCAAUAAUUCAAUAGUAUCUUGGCCAACAAAUCAACAUUCAACAAUGAAUCCAACAUCUACACCACCGACAACCAUACCGGAAAAGGGUCGACCAGGUCGUAAGAAAAAACAACGUCUUUCUGAUCCUGUUAGCAUGAAUAGAAUGAUGAAUCAUCAUGCUCAUCACCCAUCAUCAUUACCAUUAUCAUUACAGCCAUCAUCAACACCUGCAACUCAAGUACAAAUUCCACAACAGCCAUCAACACCGACCAUAGCACCUCCACCAACACUACCACCAACCAAUCAUUUAUCACCAUUUGGACCGUUAAAAGAUCGAUGUCCAAUCUGUGCUCAUCCUAUACGUACGAUGCCUGAAUUACAUUUACAUAUGAUGGCAUAUCAUAUGCAGGAACGAUUAUUCUGUAAUGAUUGUGGUAUGAUAUUGGACAAUUAUGAUACGUAUACACAUCAUCGAUGUACAGCAUCGGCAGCAACAGUCAUGUCAGCAUUAAGACAGAAUCCAAAUCUUCAAUCAGAUCUAUUAUUCUGUUCAAGUAAUACAUCACGUAUGAAUUUUUCAUCCGCACGAACAUAUGCUGCAAAUCUAGAAUUAUUACGUGCCGGUUUAACAGCAGCUGCCGUAACAAAUGGUGGUGGUGGUCAACAACAUUUACAAGCAGCCGCCGCUGCUCAAGUAAUGCUACAAGCAGCUCAAUUAGCACAGCAACAACAAAAUUCUUCACAACAACAACAACAACAGCAACAGCAACCACCACAGCCAUCGCAAUCAAGAAAAUCAAACAAUUUACAACAAGCAACAGUUAAUUGUAGUCAAUGUACUAGAAAAUUUUUCACAAGUAAAGAAUUAAAACAUCAUCAUGAUACAUAUUGUCAUCAAUGUCAAUUAGAUUGUGAUUCAAUAUCAACGUAUCAAUUACAUCAAUUUUCACAUUCAUUCGAAAAGCUCAGUCAAUCACAACUACAUUCAUCACAUGCUGAUAAAAUGCAAUUAUUGAAAAAUGCAGCCAUAUCUGCAUUUCCGUUUCAAUUAUCAUCACCAACCGCAUCAUCACCAUCAUUGGUUACGAAUCCAUCAUCAUCAUCAUCAUCAUCGUUGAUCUCAUCAGCAUCGGCGUUAUCUCAUCAUGAUCAUCAUUCACUAAUUCAACCACCACCACCACCAACACUACCAUCAUCAUCAUCUAUUUCAUUGACAAAAGCCACAUCUAUUCCGACAAUACCACAACAUUCGACAUCAUCGUCGAUUGCAUCGCUUACAUCAAUGGCCAAUAUGAAACCUGAUCUAGCCGAUAUCGAAUCGAUUCUAUCGAUUGUACAUGCAACAAAUGCUAUGAAAAAUGCUAAUCAUUCAUCAUCAUCAUCAACAUCAACAACAACGGCUGCAACUAAUAAUUCAAUAAAUAAUAAUGAUAAUAAUAAUAAACAGUCAAUGAAUGGUACACAGCUACGUUCACCAAUAUCACCAAAUCGUGCAAGCGAUGCCGGUGAUUACCGUGGUGCUACACAGAUGAAACGACAUUCCCAGAUGAAUGGUGGUGAGGCUACAAAUCAACCGGAUUCACCAGCAUCAGCCGAUUCAGCUGCCGGUGCUGUUGCCGCAUCAAAUUUACCGGGUAGUUGUCAAACAACAACAAUGAAUAUGACCGUUGAACAUCAACAUCAUAAUCAUCAUCAUCGACAUAGUACAAAAACUGAUCUCAAUACCAAUACAAAUGGUACGUCGACAGCAACAGCAAUGGCUUUAUGUCUGACCAAAUCAAAUAAUAACGCAACAAAAAAUAUUGCUCAUAAUGAUAAAAUUAUAUCGCCUAAAUCAAAAGAAUCAUCAUCAAAAUCAUCGAUGGUCAAAUCAAUUAAAUCUGAAUCUCAACAAAAACACUCAUCACAAAUGAAUGAUAGCAAAACCGGAAAUGUUCCCACCACUAUCAAUCAAAGUGGUAAUAAUCAAAUAAAACCACCACGUUUCCGUUGUGAAUCAUGUCGUUUAUCAUUUAAAUCCCUGAACGCAUUACGACGUCAUAAUCGUGGCCAUACAGCCGAAGGUGGUCAUUCACAUGCAUGUCAUCUAUGUCCAUAUAAAUCAUUGGAUAAAAGUACAUUGAUACGUCACCUACGAACACAUAAUGGUGAACGACCAUUUCAAUGUGCCAUUUGUAAAUAUGCAUUCACAACUAAAGCUAAUUGUGAACGACAUAUACGUAAACGUCAUCGAAAUUUGAAAUCAAAAUCCGAAAUUCGUAAUGCAAUGCAAUAUAAUAUUGAUAUGGCAUCGACUGCAGCGGCAACAAGACUUGUAAGUGAAAAAAUAUUCAUCGAACGUGAUCAAUUACCUACGUCACAGGAUACUGUAUGUAAAAAAUGUGAUGAAGAUUUCGGUACGAAUCGCGAAUUGCGUGCACAUUUACGGCAACCAAAUAAUCCUUGUUCACAACAAUUAAAACCAUUCGUAUGCACUAUCUGUAAUAUUGGUUUCAAUACACGAAAUAAUUGUGUACGACAUAUUAUUAAACAACAUCCGACUACGGUCGAAAUCGGUCACGAUGAUGAUGAGGGUACAACAAAAAUAAUAGAUGCCGAAGCAUUGAUGAUUGAAACGGGUUCCAGUUCAAGCUUAAGUCCAUCACCACGAAGACAAUCAACAAAAUUAUCAUCAAAACGAAAUGACAAUAAUCAUCAUCACCGUCAUAAUCGUCAUAGAUCAUCAUUUUCAUCCACAUUAUCAUCAGGUGAAUCGUCUGAAUGUGAAUCAUUUGCUGCUAUACAUUCAUUUGAUAAUGGUGGCCAUAAUGGUAGUUCAAAUGGAAAACGACAAAAUGGUAAAAAUCUAAAAAUUUAGCUGCCGCCACAUUUUGUACGGUUGUUGAUGAAAAUAAUGAUAAUAAACAAAAACAACAGCCACCAUCACCAUUGAAUUUAUCGAAAAAAUCAUCAUC